Paramecium octaurelia is the source of this 715-nucleotide messenger RNA. NCBI's taxonomy places the organism in Eukaryota, Ciliophora, Oligohymenophorea, Peniculida, Parameciidae. The record is from the annotation of a GenBank genome assembly.
AAUUUCAAAAUACAAUAUGAAAUCAGGCACAUCAUGGUUGAAUUCUAUGUAAAUGAAUCCAAUAGACUUUGCUGAAAUCGAUUACUUGGAUCCAGCCUUAAAGGAUGGACACAAGAUCCUAUACGAUCGCAUUUUAAACAUCAAUAUUCGAUUCUAAGAUCGGUUCUCAGAAGUCCAGGAACUUAGUUAACCAGAACCUAUUCGUCUCCGAGUCUUACAACUAGUAAGGAUAAUGUUUUAUUAAGGGGAAUUGAUAGUAAUCCCUAAUCCAUCAAAAUCGAAAUUAGUUCAGAAAAGGAUCUAUUCUUUUUAUUUCAUCAUGAAGCCACAGUUAAUGGUUUCACUUAGAUCAAAGCAUUAUAAAAUUUGCAAAUGCCAUUUAAGGAUUAUGCUUAGAUAGCAAUUGCUACUUUAAAUAAAGUUGAAUAAAACUACAAUGGGUAAAUAUGAUCACUAACUAUUAAUUAGGUAUGGAGCCAUCUUCCAAGUAAUGUUGGAUGGUUCUGCUCGUUUGGAAAUCAAUCAGACAACAGAAUUUAGAAGUGUCCAUAUGAUUCACUUUGACUUUCAUCAAGUUGAGGAAUCAUUUUUACGUUAGACCAUUGUAUUUAAAUACAAUCAACAACGAAAAGAAAUCAAAUAUCUUACUCAAUCACUUGGCGAAUGCAGAAUGAGAGCCACUGGAACAUUCAAAUGAUUACAAAUUUAUAUUUAU